GAAGGAACAGAGAGAGUAUCUGCAGCAGGCCACUCCUCCUCCUCCACUUUUUUUAUUCCUCUUUUCAACUCCUUCCUCACUUCGUCUCUUUCUUCCACCAUCAUGGCUUUCACUGGGAAAUAUGAGCUGGAGACUCAAGACAAGUAUGAGGAGUUUCUGGAAGCGAUUGGCCUUCUUAAUGCCAAGACAGACCACAAAGUGGUAACAGAGGUGGUCCAGGAUGGGAACAACUUCACCUGGACGCAAACCAUUCCCGGCUGGACCUGGUCCAAUCAGUUCAGCGUGGGCCAGGAGUGUGAGCUGAAGACAAUGACAGGCUCCAAUUUCAAGGCUCCUGUCACUUUUGAAGGCGGCAAGAUUUCAGUAGAGUUUCCUCAGUACCACUUCACAGCAGAGAUCGUCGAGGAUAAGCUUGUGAUGUACUGCAUAACUCCAGGAGAGAAGGGCGUGACUUUCAAAAGAAUUAGCAAGAGGAUCUAACGCUGCGAGACUCAACAUGCUUCAAAUUAGAAAAACUGCUGUGGGAGGUAAAAACACAUCAUGACAAUGUUUGCUCCAACUACUGAAGCAAGAGGAAUAGCGAGGAGCAAGUGGAACAUCUCUCGGCUUCACAGGGCUGCAUUUUGUUUUACUUUUCAGAUCUGAAUUGACAGAAGUGGUGAAACUAUGUACUGUAUUUCUACAAGAAUGAAACAAUAUGUUUGUGCUAGUGUCCAUGUUUAACCCAAUAAAAAUCACCUAAAUAUA
Dicentrarchus labrax (European seabass) is the source of this 747-nucleotide messenger RNA. RefSeq names its product gastrotropin. Gene Ontology annotation, cellular component: nucleus; cytosol. Gene Ontology annotation, biological process: fatty acid transport. The record is from RefSeq and is a predicted model, not a curated record. Bases 103 to 480 code for a protein of 125 amino acids. Lineage: Eukaryota; Metazoa; Chordata; Actinopteri; Moronidae. Gene Ontology annotation, molecular function: fatty acid binding. The transcript has 4 exons.